CACUCAUGUCCUGGUUAUGUGGUUUUCACUGGACCUCUCAGUAGCAGGGUCCAGCCUUUUCAUUUCAGUCUCUCUCACAUUUGCAGCCGUUAUCUUUUUAACUUAUUUGUUCUCCGAAGAAAAAGAAGAACAAUCAGCUCGGAGAAUGGCACAUACACCUUUAAAACAUGAGCAUAGCGACACGAUGGGGAUCGGCAAGGCCAUUGCUGUGUUGACAUCCGGAGGCGAUGCCCAAGGUAUGAAUGCUGCUGUGCGGGCUGUGGUUCGAGUUGGGAUAUACACUGGUGCCAAAGUAUAUUUUGUUCAUGAGGGUUACCAAGGGCUUGUGGAUGGUGGAGAUAACAUUAAAGAAGCAACAUGGGAAAGUGUAUCUAUGAUGCUGCAGCUGGGGGGCACAGUAAUUGGAAGUGCUAGGUGUAUGGACUUCCGCAAGCGGGAAGGACGCCUGAAAGCUGCUUGUAACUUGGUAAAGAGAGGAAUAACCAACCUAUGUGUGAUUGGUGGUGAUGGAAGUUUGACUGGAGCAGACACUUUCCGAGCAGAAUGGAGCAAUUUGCUACAGGAGCUGGUUAAGACAGGGAGCAUCACCGUAGAUGAAGCCAAGAAGUCCAGCUUCCUGAACAUAGUUGGCAUGGUUGGUUCCAUUGACAAUGAUUUUUGUGGGACCGACAUGACCAUCGGUACAGAUUCUGCUCUCCACAGGAUAAUGGAGAUAGUGGAUGCUAUCACCACCACUGCCCAAAGCCAUCAGAGGACAUUUGUGCUGGAAGUGAUGGGACGUCACUGUGGUUAUCUAGCCCUUAUUACAGCGUUGGCAAGUGGUGCAGACUGGGUUUUCAUUCCAGAAUCUCCACCAGAAGAUGGCUGGGAGGAUCACUUGUGCAGAAGGCUAACCGAGACAAGAACUCGAGGUUCAAGGCUGAACAUCAUUAUUGUGGCUGAAGGAGCAAUCGAUAGACAUGGCAAACCCAUCACUUCUGAAGAGAUUAAGACUCUGGUUGUGAAAAACCUGGGUUUUGAUACAAGAGUCACCAUCCUAGGACAUGUGCAGCGUGGUGGGACUCCCUCUGCCUUUGAUCGUGUUCUGGGAAGCAGGAUGGGUGUGGAAGCUGUUAUGGCUUUGAUGGAAGGAACUCCAGAUACCCCAGCAUGUGUUGUCAGUCUGUCUGGUAAUCAGGCCAUCCGCCUUCCUCUUAUGGAGUGUGUUCAAGUGACCAAAGAUGUCACAACAGCAAUGGCUGAAGGACGUUUUGAUGAUGCUCUCAAGCUCAGAGGAAGGAGUUUUAUGAAUAACUGGAAUGUGUACAAGGUUUUGGCCCACGUGCGUCCUCCCUCAGCCAAGAGUGGCUAUAAUUUGGCAGUGAUGAACGUAGGUGCACCUGCUGCAGGCAUGAAUGCAGCUGUGAGAUCCACCGUCAGAAUUGGCUUGAUCCAUGGGCAUAAGAUGCUGGCUGUGCAUGAUGGGUUUGAGGGCCUUGCUGAAGGAAAGAUUGAAGAAAUAGGAUGGGCAGGUGUUGGUGGUUGGACUGGAAAAGGUGGAUCAAACCUUGGAACAAAAAGGACUCUACCCAAGAAAUAUUUUGAGGAAAUCAGCAACACCAUAGCCAAUUUUAACAUCCAUGGGCUGAUUAUCAUUGGAGGUUUUGAGGCUUUUACUGGCAGUAUGGAAAUAAUUGAAGGGCGGUGCAAAUAUGAAGAGCUCUGCAUCCCGAUCUGUGUGAUUCCUGCGACUGUUUCUAACAAUGUUCCUGGUUCUGACUUCAGCAUCGGUGCAGACACAGCCCUCAACACCAUAACCUCAACUUGUGACCGCAUCAAACAGUCUGCAGCUGGAACCAAACGGCGGGUCUUCAUCAUUGAAACCAUGGGAGGCUAUUGUGGCUACCUGGCUACUAUGGCAGGCUUAUCAGCGGGAGCAGAUGCUGCCUACAUUUAUGAAGAUCCUUUCACCAUCCAUGACUUGGAGAUGAAUGUGGAACAUCUGACUGAGAAAAUGAAAACCACAGUGAAAAGAGGCCUAAUAUUGAGGAAUGAAAAAUGCAAUGAACACUAUACCACAGAUUUCAUAUAUAAUUUGUAUUCAGAGGAAGGAAAAGGUGUCUUUGAUACCAGAAAGAACGUUUUGGGACAUAUGCAGCAGGGUGGGUCACCGACUCCAUUUGACCGAAACUUCGGAACAAAAAUGGGUGCCAAAGCUGUGGCAUGGAUUUCCGGCAAGAUCAAAGAGUGCUCCAGGCAUGGUCGUAUCUUUGCCAACACUGCUGACUCAGCUUGCCUACUGGGUAUGCGCAGACGCGCCCUGGUAUUUCAGCCCAUUGCAGAACUCAAAGAAGAAACAGAUUUUGAACAUCGCAUCCCCAAAACGCAGUGGUGGCUAAAGCUUCGUCCCAUCUUGAAGAUUCUAGCCAAGUACAAGAUCGAGCUGGAUACCUCAGAGAGAGCCCACUUGGAACACAUCACUCGCAAGAGAGUAUCUGGGGAAGGUGCCCUGUGAACAGUUAGCAGCAGGGGCAGCUAUCCCUCCCCUUUCAGUCAUGGCAUGUAAGGAGAUGUCUAAAUAAAUUACAAAUCCUCGGUUCCUUCCCCUGGUUAGCAUGCAGCUUUCCAUCUAGUGUUAUGUACUGUAAUCGGAGCCACGUGCCUAUUACAAAUGGCAUAUCAUUACAUCACACCGUAGCUGAUACUUGGCUAAACUUUCUACUGUUAGUUCAAGGCAGCUUAAAUACCGUAGGUUCCCUACUGGUCUUUCCAUUUGGAUAAUAGCUAGGGCCGCUCUUAGGUUUAUCAGUAUUAUAUAAUCAUAUGCUUCCAGGCCAUCUUUCUCCAGAGUGGAAUGGACUAUUGCUGCCAGAUUUUCCUAGCCAAUCUCGGAAAAAGUAGCCAAGGCUAUUUGCUGCUCCAGGAAUGUACUUCCAAUAGAAUUUUCUUCAUCCCGUCAUCCUUCAAACCAGACAGAAUUAUUAUUAAAACUUUUUGUCAUCUGAAUGUCCCAAAAUAGAUUCAACUCAUCCAAGUGCUCAAAAUAAAAACAAACCAGGAACUA
Messenger RNA from Pseudonaja textilis, 3043 nucleotides. It is a transcript of the gene PFKM, whose product is annotated as phosphofructokinase, muscle. Gene Ontology annotation, molecular function: AMP binding; ATP binding; identical protein binding. NCBI's taxonomy places the organism in Eukaryota, Metazoa, Chordata, Lepidosauria, Squamata, Elapidae. Gene Ontology annotation, biological process: canonical glycolysis; fructose 6-phosphate metabolic process; fructose 1,6-bisphosphate metabolic process. Gene Ontology annotation, cellular component: 6-phosphofructokinase complex; cytoplasm; membrane. The record is from RefSeq and is a predicted model, not a curated record.